Seriola dumerili (greater amberjack) is the source of this 1409-nucleotide messenger RNA. RefSeq names its product tetranectin-like. The coding region runs from base 8 to 607 and encodes 199 amino acids. NCBI's taxonomy places the organism in Eukaryota, Metazoa, Chordata, Actinopteri, Carangiformes, Carangidae. The record is from RefSeq and is a predicted model, not a curated record. The transcript is spliced from 3 exons.
UCUAACCAUGGAGUUCAGAGUGUGUGUGUUGCUGGGAGCACUACUGCUGGUGAACUGCUCGCUUCAGCAGACUCCAUCGAGGAAGAAGCUCGUGAAAAAAGAUACGACAAAGGAUGCUGCCAUGGAGGGGCUGCAGAAACAGAUCAACGACAUUGUCCAGGAGCUGAACCUCCUGAAGGAACAACAAGCCCUGCAGACAGUCUGUUUGAAAGGCAUAAAGACCCACGGCAAGUGUUUCUUAGCUGAGCCUGUGAAGAAGCGCUAUCACACUGCCAGUGAAGACUGUAACGCCCUGGGCGGUGUCCUCGGUACGCCCACAUCCAGCGAUGAGAACGACCAGCUCAGAGAUUACAUCCGCCAGAGACUGGGCCCGAAUGAGCAGAUCUGGCUGGGCGUCAACGACAUGGUGACUGAGGGCACCUGGAUGGACCAGACCGGCGUCAGCAUCGGAUACAAAAACUGGGACACAUCCAAUUCCCGGUCCCCUCAGCCAGACGGAGGCCAGUCCCAGAACUGUGUCGUCCUGUCCGUGGCCUCCCGUGGGAAGUGGUUUGACGAGAACUGCCGUGAGGAGAAGCCCUCUGUCUGCCAGUUCAACAUUGUUUGAUUACAUUUAUCUCACCAUAGACUCUGCGCAUGGUUUUAGCUGCUUUGUCUGUGUACUCUAUCUGCAAUUCCACUUUGCCUGCUAUUCUCAAAGGAGUUUUUAAGCCAGUGGUUCUCAGCUGGUUUUGCAUCGUGACCAAAUUCAGAUCUAGCAGUCACGGUCUGCUGCAGGAGACAUUGAUAUGUGAAGCUGAUAUUUUUCACAAAAGGGAUCUGGUGAUAUGUAAUUUUCAGGAUUCCUUGUGGUCACAAUGAAACCAAGGAGAACAAAGUCCAGUCAAGAAUAAGCCAGAGAUUAUGGGACAUCAUAUCUUCACUUAGGCAUCAGUGACUUCUGCAGUCAUUUAUAGAUUUUUGUCUAAAUCCUCUUUUUAAAAAAUAUACAAAAUUAUAAUUUUCCAAUAAUAUCAAAACAUAUAUAGGCUUAUUAGAUGUUCAUAAUUCAAAAUACCAGUGUUCCUGCAAUAAAAUGUGCGUGGGUGCUGGCACCUUUCACAAAUGUAAAAACUGGGUGUAACUUUUCCAUUAUGUCCACACAUCCACACCUCAACAUUACAACAGCUCCGUGACUCACUGGUUGAGAACCACUGGUUUAAACUAAGGCAACCCCUCACAACUAACUACUGUAUUUUACCGACAAGACUCACAAGGAGCCAGAAUAAUAUAAGUGAUACUGCAGUAAACUCAAUCUUCAUCAUCUUCAAUCAGAAUUCUUUUAAGAGAUUAUUUCAGUUUGCUAGUUUUGUAUUCUGCUGUAAUAUCUAGCCUGAUGUAACCUGAAAAUGAACAUCAAUAAAAUGCAA